This is a messenger RNA of Neofelis nebulosa (Clouded leopard), 2407 nucleotides long. RefSeq names its product solute carrier family 17 member 3 (gene SLC17A3). Bases 701 to 2200 code for a protein of 499 amino acids. The transcript is spliced from 13 exons. The record is from RefSeq and is a predicted model, not a curated record. Gene Ontology annotation, molecular function: urate transmembrane transporter activity; voltage-gated monoatomic anion channel activity; efflux transmembrane transporter activity. Gene Ontology annotation, biological process: transmembrane transport; urate transport; monoatomic anion transport. Lineage: Eukaryota; Metazoa; Chordata; Mammalia; Carnivora; Felidae.
CCCCAAGUGCAAAGGGACAAAUCCGCUUUUCUUUUCUCUUCUUAUCUUUUAAGAAUACCAUACAAGUUGCCUAAAAGAAGGGUGAGAAGACACAUAAUGAAUGCUAGGUAAACAGGAGCUCUGAAUCUCCGAGGCCGGGCUCCUUCUGAAUUCUUGAGCUCAAGGAUGCGCUCUGCCGGCUCCCACUCUUCCAAGGUGCAAGCGGGUGGUUUACUCCCCCACCCAGGACAGUUCAAAUAGAUACAAAGAGCCACGCUCCAAAUCAGAAGGAGAUCUCUGGGGCCAUAAACCAAGAAGGAACUCAAAGUCAAGGCGAUGAGUAGGAUCUGAAGCAAGGAGGCUCCCAAGCACAGGUUUAAUUUUCCGCGGCUGGAGACGGGCUGGAACGCUGUCAUGGGAAAAGGGGUCUGCUGUGUAGGCACUGAGCAUGGGGGGAGCUGGAAACGAACCAUCUGCAGGAAGCUGGGGGUGACCCCUUCGCCUCCUCUUUGAGCUGAGGACGAGGAACUACAGACAAGUGAGGAGGUUUUCAGCCACGUAGGGGUAUCGUCGAAAAUGAGCCAAGCAAAAGAAACUGAAAGGUGAUGACCUCGACUGUGCCCUUGUGGCUCUUCCCAAUCCACGUUGCUUAUUGUCCAAAGUGAGUUAUGGAAUAGUCCACACUGCAUGGCAGCAGGUGAAAAACAUCUGGGGAAAGAACAUGAUGGCCACCAUGACGGAAUUGAGUCCCACAGCAGGGAAGACUAAAUACUCCCAAGAUACACGAGUGGAUGAGAGUCUCGUUCCCAAGAAAGUUCUAAGCUUCCGCUCCACUCGCUAUGGAAUAGCCUUUAUCGCACAUUUCUGCAAUUUUAUACUGACGGCACAGUAUGCUGCCAUCAACAUCAGCAUGGUGGCCAUGGUCAACGGCACAAGCCAUCAGUCCCAGUUUAAUGGCUCCACCGAGAGUUUGCCUCUUGACGCACUUGGUGGCUCAAAUGAUGCACCAAACAGUCUUCCAGCAGAGGCCCCUGUGUAUGACUGGAGCCCUCAAAUCCAAGGCAUCAUUUUUGGUUCUGUCAACUAUGGCAUGAUGCUGACAACGGCUCCCAGCGGAUACCUGGCUGGAAGAAUAGGAACAAAGCGUGUGGUUGGCGUUUCUUUGGUUGUGUCCUCCCUUCUCGUUAUCUUCACCCCGCUGGCGGCUGACCUGGGGCUAGCCUUCCUCAUUGCAACUCGAAUAGUCCAGGGCCUAGCCCAGGGCUCGAUAUUUGGGGGCCAGCACGCGCUUUGGGAGAGAUGGGGUCCUCCAUGUGAACGAAGCCGCCUCUGCACCCUCGCUCUAUCAGGAAUGAUGCUGGGAACCUUCACCAUCAUCCUCCUGGGUGGCAUCAUCAGCCAAACCCUCGGGUGGCCUUUUGUCUUCUAUAUCUUUGGAGGCAUUGGCUUCGUCUACUGCCUUCUCUGGUUUGUUCUGCUGUAUGAUGACCCCGUCUCUCACCCAUGGAUAAGCGUCACAGAAAGGGAGUAUAUCGUAUCUUCCUUGGCCCAACAGGUCAGCCCUCAUAAGCAGCCUCUUCCGUUCAAGGCCAUGCUCAGGUCUCUACCCCUGUAUGCCAUUUGUCUGUGCAGUUUCAGCCAUCAGUGGCUGAUCACCAUACUGAUUGUAUACAUGCCAACUUACAUCAGCUCGGUGUUCAACAUUAAUAUCAGAGACAAUGGGUUCCUGUCUGCCUUUCCUUUUAUCAUUUCCUGGGUCACUGGUAUCCUGGGAGGCCAACUGGCAGAUUUCCUCCUGACCAAGAAUUUUAGGCUCGUUACCGUGAGGAAAAUUGCCACAUUUCUUGGAAAUUUCCCCUCUUCAGUGCUCCUCGUGGCUCUGUCCUACCUCACCCCUGACUACGUCACCACAAUGACCCUCCUUGUAGUCUCAUGUGGGUUAACCCCCUUCUGUCAGUCAGGGAUCUAUAUCAACGCCUUAGACAUUGCUCCGAGGCAUUCCAGUUUUCUCAUGGGAGCCUCAAGGGAAUUCGGAUACACAGCAGCUAUCCUGGCACCCACCAUCAGCGGGUUUCUCCUCAGUCAGGGUCCCGAAUUCGGAUGGAGGAAUGUCUUUCUGUUGUUGUUUGCCAUUAACCUAUCAGGAUUGAUCUUCUACCUUUUAUUUGGAGAUGCAGUUGUCCAAGACUGGGCUAAGGACAGGAAACUCACUCGUUUAUGAAGUUAUCUCACCUCGGUAGGAUGGAAAGUCACUGGGCACCUCUCUUCACAAAGGAGAAGCCUUCAGUGAUGAGAAGACCAGGGGAGAGAACCUUGUUUGCUGCCAUUCUUUUCACAUCUGAGAUCGGUUCUUUAUGUUGCUAAGAUUUCCUCUGGGGGAAAAUAUCCAAUGAGUGAAAAUUCAAAUAAAGUGAUAGCCACGAACAAA